AUGACCCGCCGCUGCGCGCUGCUCGCCUGGGCCCUCCUCGCCGUCCUCAGCCUCGGAGAGGCUCAAGAAGCCUCGGUAAGCUGCAUCCCCAUCGUGCCCCGCAGAGAGUGGAAGGCCCUGGCGUCCGAGCGCAACCAGCGCCUAAGACGGCCCGUGCGCUACGCGGUGGUGUCGCACGCAGCGGGCAGCGCCUGGGACACCCCGGCCUCUUGCCUGAAGCAGGUCCAGAACGUGCAGCACUACCACGUGCGGACGCUGGGCUGGUGCGACGUGGGCUACGACUUCCUGAUGGGAGAAGACAGGCUCCAGUAUGAGGGCCGGGGCUGGAACACCUUGGGCGCCCACUCAGGUCCCACCUAGAACCCCAUAUCCCUCGGCAUCUCCUUCAUGGGUAACUACAUGGAUCGAGUGCCCCUGUCCCGCACCAUCAGGGCAGCCCAGAGUCUGCUGGCUUGCGGCGUGGCUCAGGGAUUCUUGACUCCUAGCUACGAGGUCAAAGGACACCGGGAUGUGUAGAAGACUGACCAGCUCUACGAAAUCAUCCAGCAAUGGUCGCACUACCACCGCGUGUGA
Molecule: messenger RNA, 573 nt
Organism: Mesoplodon densirostris (Blainville's beaked whale)
Lineage: Eukaryota; Metazoa; Chordata; Mammalia; Artiodactyla; Ziphiidae
Gene: PGLYRP1
Product: peptidoglycan recognition protein 1
Biological process (GO): peptidoglycan catabolic process; detection of bacterium; defense response to Gram-positive bacterium
Molecular function (GO): peptidoglycan binding; zinc ion binding; N-acetylmuramoyl-L-alanine amidase activity
Source: RefSeq, a predicted model, not a curated record